CCCACCCCUCUCCCCCUUCUUACUUUUAACUGCCUGAUUUUAGCAGCAAGUCUAGUAGGUAACAGGACCUGGGGUUGGAUGGUGAACACAGAUGGGUUGGGGGGCGCGGAGGAGGGAAUGAGGGUCACAAACGAGAGCUAUUUAGAAGGAACUAGAGGAGAGAGGGGAAAAGGAGAGAUGGGAGGCAAAGAAAGAUUCGGGAGACAAGGAGGCCGGGAAGGAACAGCAGGAGGUCGUUGCAGGGUCUCGGACUGCCGGGUCCUGGCCCCCUUCCUAGCUCAGCACCGCCCCUUCAUCUAACCCCUCCUUUCCCUCCCCGCCCCUCUCCUGCAACCCUCACUCCCUCCUCCUCCUCCUCCUCCUCCUCCUCUUCUGGAUGGCCUCAGCGGCUGGAGCUGGAGACGUCCUGCGUUCUGCCCAUACUUCAUGCCUGUUGGUAUACCCAGAAGUGCUUUGCUUGAUCCUCCAGGAUGUAUUCUGCAAACCCAGCCAACUGGGUCACAUUUGAUGAUGAGCCACUUUCUCAGUCUCCUCAAAAAUCCAAGAAUUUUCCAUUGGAAAAUAAUAGCAUCUGUAAACCAAAUGGACUUAAGCUGAAUCUCCCUGGCCUCAAGGAAUCCUAUGGAUCUUCCUCUACCAGUGGUACCCCUCUUUCUUCUCCCAUUGUGGAUUUCUAUCUAAGCCCAGGGCCUCCGAGUAACUCUCCCCUUUCCACACCAACCAAAGACUAUCCUGGUUUUCCUUGUAUUCCCAAACCAGGUGGGAUUCAUGCACUUUAUCCUAUUCCUGAAUGGCCUUCCAACAGCCCACUUCCAACACCAGAGGCAGAAUCUUCAUUAUUCCCUUCUAAACCCAACUAUCCUGCCCAUUCAUCCUCACCCAGUGAUCAUUUGUGUAAGCUUCCAGAUGGCAAAACUGACCGUGGGGAUGAAAGGAACCCUCAUCCUCACCAACCUGAAAUCUUAGGUCAACGAGACUUCCCACAGUUUCGGUAUUUUCAAGAUGAUUGUGCAUUUUCAAGUCCAUUUUGGAAAGAAGAGUCUUUAAAUAGCAUCUCUCCUUUUGCUUUUGAUCCUGAGGGGAAAGAUCAGAGGUCUAGCAGAAGGGUAGCUCCUCCUGAACAGAAAAGUCUCAAUCAGUGUUCAUUCAGCUAUGUCUGUGAAAGACUAGAAAACCUACAAGCUACGGAUGAUGCUAUAGACUCAAUUGGAAGCCUGUCAAUGCAGUGUCUGUACACUGGAGACAACAGUCCUUCCUUUGUCCCCCAUGCUUUAUUCAGAAGUCAGCAGAAAGUUGGGUGGCCCUUCAUGCUUAGAAUCCCUGAGAAGAAAAAUAUGAUGUCUUCUAGGCAAUGGGGUCCCAUAUUCCUGAAAGUCUUGCCUGGGGGCAUUUUGCAAAUGUACUAUGAGAAAGGGUUAGAGAAACCAUUUAAGGAGCUUCAGCUGGACCCAUACUGCCGACUCUCUGAACCCAAAGUCGAGAACUUUAGCAUGUCAGGGAAAAUCCACACUGUGAAGAUUGAACAUGUGACAUAUACAGAAAAAAGGAAAUACCAUUCUAAGACAGAAAUAGUCCACGAGCCAGAAGUAGAACAGAUGUUAAAGUUGGGGACCACAGACUACCAUGAUUUCCUUGAAUUUUUGACAGUGGUAGAUGAGGAACUGAUGAAACUCCCUCCUUUUUCUAAACAAAAAAGAAAUUAUGAAGAACAAGAAAUUUCCCUGGAAAUUGUGGACAAUUUCUGGGGAAAGGUCACUAAAGAAGGAAGGCUAGUUGAAAGUGCUGUAGUUACUCACAUUUACUGCCUUUGCUUUGUGAAUGGAAAUGCAGAAUGUUUUUUAGCCUUAAACGACGUUGAGCUACAGAAAAAAGAUGAACGGUAUUUUGAGAGAGAUCCAGAAAAAAAAGGAAUUGAAAUUCUUGAAUACCAUUUUCACAAGUGUGUGAAAGCACAAGAAUUUGAGCAGUUGAGGAUCAUUAAGUUUUCGCCCUUGGACGCUUGUAGAUUUGAGCUGAUGCGUUUUAAGACAUUGUAUGAUGGGGAGGACCUUCCAUUUUCAGUCAAGUCUGCUGUGGUUGUUCAGGGUGCGUAUAUUGAACUUCAGGCUUUUCUCAACAUGGCCUCAUCUGCUCUGACCCCAACCCGUUCUAGUCCUUUGAGAUUCUGUGACAAUAUAAUGAUACAUUUUCCAGUCCCUGCCCAGUGGAUCAAAGCGCUUUGGACCAUGAAUCUCCAGAGACAGAAGUCCCUGAAGGCCAAAAUGAACCGCCGGACGUGCCUUGGAUCUUUACAUGAACCAGAAUCAGAACCUGUCAUCCAGGUCACACUGGGAACAGCAAAAUAUGAGAGUGCCUAUAGGGCAAUCGUGUGGAAGAUAGACCGUUUACCAGAUAAAAACUCAAGUCCUGAUCAUCCCCAUAGUUUGUCAUACAAACUAGAACUUGGAUCGGACCAAGAAAUACCUUCUGAUUGGUACCCAUUUGCUACAGUUCAAUUUGUCAUGCUUAACAAUUAUGCUUCAAAGACAGAAGUGAAGUCUGUGGGCAUAGAGAGUGAUGUCCAGCCCCAGAAACAUGUUGUUCAGAAAGCUUGCUAUAACUUCCAGGUUGAAAUAGAAAAGAAAUGGAUUAAAAUUGAUGGAGAAGACCCAGAUAAAGCUGGAGACUGCAUAACUCAGUAGAAGAAACAAGACCUGACAAUGAAGAAGAGUGACCCCUUCUUUAGAUGUGUACUUCAGAGAAAAUAACAAUAAUAAGUUCCAACAAAUGACUUACAUUGGAUAGGAAUAGCUAUUGAACUUUUUGUUUUAUUGUUAAAAGGGACUCUCAGAUGAGGAAAUUCUCUUACCCAAUGCAGGUAUCCAGCUACAAUUAGCUAGUAGGUUGAAAAAGUUCCACUGUGAACAUUUGUGUUAUUCAGAAUAUAGCAAAGACCAAAAGCCAUGUUUUGUGUUUGGAGAAACCUCACAAACAUCUGAAAUCCAUCAGAAAUUCAAUGAUACCUUCAAGAGAGUCAUAUCCCUUGUGAUUGCUUCUAAAAUUAGUCUCCUUUGUACAAGGCUUUGGCUUUUCCUUGCGACUUCACAGUAUUGGUCAAGGAAAUGAAUAUGAUUUAGCAGCUAGAUGAUCCAAAGGAGUAUUCCUCCAGGCUAUUCAUUGUCUGACUGCUUUGGGACAAUUAUCCCAAAAUAUUGCUUUUGCUCCUUUAGCCUAUUUUCCUUUUGGUACUCUUAUUAGAGAAUGGGGAGAUUAAAUGCAAACCAAUUAAUUUAACUUCUUGCAAAUGGCAUUGGAAAAGGGCUUUGAAUGAGAAAAUAUAGAAACCAUAAUGUAAAAUGGAUAUUAAGGCUGUAUACUGGCAAAUGCAAUGAGAUCUGGGUUAUAAUCUCAACUCUGUUACUCGCUAGUCUUAUAACUUUGGGCUGAUCAAUUCAGUCUCUUGGAGCCUCAAUUUUCAUUUCUAUAAAUUGGGGAUAAUACUAUCUGGACUUUCUACUACAUAGGGGAUGAUUUCUCAUCUGUUCCAAAACCCUUAUUUUAUAGAUAAGAAAGUAAAGUCCAAACAAAUGGUAGAGCUGGUAUUUGAAUUCAGGUCCUCUGCUUCUAUGUCCUCUGUAGCCUAAUGCUUGGAAAGCACUUUAGCAAAGUAUGGCAGGAUUAUGGAUUUAAAUGACCUAUGUCUUUCCUGAAUGGUCUUUAGGAGAAUGGAGAAUUGACUAUAUUUAGAAAAUAUUUUACGCAAUUUCUAAUGAUUAUAUCUUUAUAUUCUUUACCCACUUCAGAACUUGUAUGGUUUUUGAUUUGUUCUGUGAAUGUAUGAAAUACCUAAGAAGUCAUCCAUGUGGAGAAACCUUUUAUACUGGCAAGUCAGUAAGAUAAAUGAAUGACCUUUUCCUUGAGAGAAUAUUCCUUUUAAUAUGGAAUCCUAAUGUUGUGCCCAUUGUAUUUCUCAGCUCUGAUAACUCUGCAGUCUUAUUUUGGACAGUAGUUAAAAUAAGCAAGUGAUUUCAAAUGAUUAUUUAAAAAAACAUGUUAUUCUUCUGAAGUUGAAAUACUAAGAAUAUGGAAAAAUUAUUAGCCUCAAUUAUUAUUUUUUUAAAACCCUGAGAUAAACCUCAAGUGAAGAAAAAUUCAACUCACAUAGCUAAAAAAUAUAUAUAUAUAUAUAUAUAUAUAUAUAUAUGUAUAUUUCUCCCUUGGGGAAGUUAAACGUAAGGGAAGUAGAAAGGAAAUUACAAGAUUAUUCUGAACUGGAUACAUAAGAUAUAAAGUAUUACAUUCAAUACUUCUAAAACACUAGAAAAUGAUUAUAAUCAUUGAACAUCUAUUGAAAAUCCCACAGUAUUAGCAGAUUUUAUUCUGCUUCUGAUUUUAUCCCCCCACAUUUGAGGCUGGUUUUCCAAGUGUAAUUAAUCUUGUGUUUUUACAUAAAUAUCCUGAAAAGAAAGUCUCUCAGGGAGACUAUCCUUCACUUACAGUUCAGUUUUAAAUAUUAUUAAAAGCUAUUUGUCAUUAUCUGCUAAAGUCACCUAUUGAAGCAAUAAGUAGUCUAACAUUUUCUUAGACAACAUUUAUCUAUUUGACUUAAACUUACUUCUGUAUAUUUUAUUUAAUAUGUAUAGCAUUCAUUUUAAUCUAUUUGUUCAAUGAAACAUUUUUUUUUCUUUUUCUAUUUCUUGGUGGUCUGCAUAAGUAAGCAGUUUUUAUUGCUUUUUGUUGUAAAGAUAAAGUAAUAUAAAUUAGUUAACUGUUUAACUGCA
Messenger RNA from Sarcophilus harrisii (Tasmanian devil), 4760 nucleotides. RefSeq names its product stonin 1 (gene STON1). Gene Ontology annotation, cellular component: synaptic vesicle; AP-2 adaptor complex. Gene Ontology annotation, biological process: clathrin-dependent endocytosis; regulation of endocytosis; synaptic vesicle endocytosis. Gene Ontology annotation, molecular function: clathrin-cargo adaptor activity. The record is from RefSeq and is a predicted model, not a curated record. The transcript is spliced from 4 exons. The coding region runs from base 471 to 2681 and encodes 736 amino acids. Lineage: Eukaryota; Metazoa; Chordata; Mammalia; Dasyuromorphia; Dasyuridae.